Molecule: messenger RNA, 732 nt
Organism: Pyrenophora tritici-repentis Pt-1C-BFP
Lineage: Eukaryota; Fungi; Ascomycota; Dothideomycetes; Pleosporales; Pleosporaceae
Product: haloacid dehalogenase hydrolase
Molecular function (GO): phosphatase activity
Source: RefSeq, a predicted model, not a curated record
AUGGACGGCCUCCUAAUCGAUUCGGAGGACCUCUACACUGAAGUGACCAACAUAAUACUGAAGCGGUACAACCGCCCCUCUAUCCCCUGGUCCAUAAAAGCGCAACUCCAAGGCCGACCCGGCCCGCAAGCCGGACUCAUCUUCCACAACUGGGCCCAACUGCCCAUCUCUCACGAGCAAUUCAUGAACGAGCAAUCAGAGUUACAGAAGGACCUUUUCAAGCGCACAAAGCCGCUACCAGGCGUCAUGGAGCUGCUGCCAGGACUGAAAUCCAGAGGCGUACACCUGGCGCUGGCGACAAGUAGUCACAAGGGAAAUUUCGAGCUCAAGAGCGCGCAUCUAGGGGAUUUGUUUGGUCAUUUUGAAAAGGAACAUCAGGUUCUUGGUGACGAUCCGAGGAUACCCACUGGAAGAGGGAAACCGGCGCCAGAUAUUUACUUGCUGGCGCUGUCUACGCUGAACAAGACUUUGGAAGCACAGGGCCAGCCGCCUAUACAGCCGGAGGAAUGUCUUGUUUUCGAGGAUAGUGUACCCGGUGUAGAGUCUGGAAGGAGAGCGGGCAUGCAGGUGGUGUGGUGUCCGCAUCCUGAGUUACUGGUCGAGUACAAAGGUAGAGAGAAGGAGGUUUUGGCGGGCCUGACGGGCGAGCACAAGGAAGAUGAGGAGGCGCAGUUGCAGAAGACAGAAGUUGAGGUUUUUCAAGGAAAGAGGAGAGUUGGUAUGCCAGGAUAG